Conger conger (European conger) is the source of this 3287-nucleotide messenger RNA. Its product is annotated as nucleotide sugar transporter SLC35D2-like. The transcript has 12 exons. Bases 16 to 1077 code for a protein of 353 amino acids. The record is from RefSeq and is a predicted model, not a curated record. Gene Ontology annotation, cellular component: Golgi apparatus. Gene Ontology annotation, molecular function: GDP-fucose transmembrane transporter activity; antiporter activity. Lineage: Eukaryota; Metazoa; Chordata; Actinopteri; Anguilliformes; Congridae.
GUAAAUUUAGCAAGUAUGGCGGAAGUUCAGAAACGUCAGCAUGGUCGAAUUAAAGGAAAAGCUGAUGAUAAAAGCGCUACACUCAGUGAUGAAGGGACGGGGAUGGCGGCCGAAACGCUGACUGUAUUCUUAAAGCUUUUUGCUGCAGGAUUUUACGGACUUAGUUCUUUCUUAAUCGUUGUUGUGAACAAAAGCGUCCUGACGAAUUACAGGUUCCCGUCAUCAAUAUGUGUCGGAAUCGGGCAGAUGUUGGCCACAGUAAUCGUUCUGUGGGUGGGAAAGGCGCUCAGGGUGAUCAACUUCCCAGAUUUUGACAAAAACAUACCUCGGAAAACAUUUCCACUACCUCUUCUUUAUGUGGGGAAUCAAAUUACAGGAUUGUUCGGGACAAAGCGGCUGAAUUUGCCUAUGUUCACAGUCUUAAGGAGAUUCUCCAUACUCUUCACUAUGCUGGCGGAGGGGAUCCUAUUGAAAAAGAAAUUUUCCCGGCCGAUCCAGCUGACGGUAUUUGCAAUGAUUCUAGGAGCUUUUGUAGCUGCCAGCACUGAUUUAGCCUUUGACUUACAAGGCUACGUGUUUAUUCUGCUAAACGAUGUCCUGACCGCAGCCAAUGGGGCAUAUGUCAAGCAGAAAUUGGACUCCAAGGAGCUAGGGAAGUAUGGGCUGCUGUACUACAAUGCACUGUUCAUGAUCGUUCCCACACUGCUGCUGGCCCAUUUCACCGGCGACAUACACAAGGCUAUGGAGUUUGAUGGCUGGUCAGAUAUGAUCUUCGUCACACAGUUUGUGCUGUCGUGUGUCAUGGGGUUCAUUCUGAUGUAUUCAACUGUGCUGUGUACACAGUACAACUCUGCAUUAACCACAACCAUUGUGGGGUGCAUUAAGAACAUUUUAGUGACCUAUAUUGGGAUGGUGUUUGGUGGGGACUACAUAUUCACCUGGACCAACUUUAUUGGUUUAAAUAUCAGUAUUGCUGGAAGCCUGGUGUACUCCUACAUCACAUUCACAGAAGAACAGUCAAGUAAGCAAAGCGAAAGCAACAACAAGCUGGAGUUGAAAGGGAAGAUAGCUGUAUGACCGUAACGUAAAGGGUCCCCUCCCCCGUUGUUUGGCUCCAAAAAAAAAUGGUGUUAUUUAUUGCUUUGUAUGCCCAGGAGCUGACGAGAUGCCAAACCAAAAGACUGCUAAGCAUGUGAGGGGGGUGAGGGUGAGACUACAAUAAGAGGGAGGUGUCUUGCCCACUCAUCGGUGUGGGGUGUGCGUUUUUUAUUUUUUGUUUGCUUUUUGUUUAUAAAUCAGUGUUAAGGAAUGUUAAGGAACGUUCCUGGUUUUGUUUACCAUUGCAAUAAUUUCUGCCAGUCGUUGACAAGACUGCUCUGGGACCAGUUGGCUGCAAUUAAGUGGCUCCGAUUUUAAAUCUAUUUUGUCGGCAAGUGUUUUCAUAAGGGAGAGGUGUUUCAGCAGUGUUUAUAUUUGUAUUUGAAUGUUUUUUUUUUUUCUUUUUUUUUUUUUUUCUUUUUUUAAGGGAUGUCUUCUCUGUCAUGUGCAGGAGUGAAAAUGAGGCAAACCACAUUGGACAUAUUUUUUAAGUCCAGUUUGGGAUGAAAAGAUUAAUUUGUUCUGAUUUACCCCUGUGGAAGUGUUACACACCUCCAUGACACGUCUGUACAGAGUGCAGUAUUGCGGAGUUAUCGGAAGGAAUUUGUGGCUGUGUUCAUUUAAAAGGCAAUGAAAAAUGAAAAGUUAUCUAUUCAGAAUUUUUAAAAAAAUAUUUAUUCCUUGGUGUUUACACUAUUGUCUGGAAUAUAUGGUAGAAAAAAGAAAAUGGUGUUGACACCAUUGCUUUAAAAUGCUGGAGCCACAUGUAGUCAAGUUUUGUAUCGUUUGUAUUUGUAACCUAAUGCGGUUUGUAUUUGACAGAAGACAAGUAACAUAGCUAGUGAAUGCACUUUUAACAGUUUACAACCAUGUAGGUGUUUUCUUGUGUAUAUUGUGGAGAUGUGGUGAAAUGAGGGUGUAUUUUCAAAUGUUUACCUUUUUAUUUCAACAGAAAUGCCUUAAGGGGAGAACGCCAGCUGGCAGUUGAAAUUGAAAUAAGACCUCCUACGUAUUUGUUGACUGGUCAUUUGUUAAAACGGGUCAUUGUAAAUCCGUGAUAAAGGAGAGAAGGUAAUGUGAAAUCCACUUCAUGGAUUUUAGGGGAAAGGGGAACUUAUUAUCAAGUUUUAUUUUUGUCUGUUUUUUAUAAAUGUGUGUAUAAAAUGCUUUUUUUUUUUUUUAUUCUGAAGAUUAAAGCAUCUUGUUUGCUGACAAGCAAAUGGGUAAUUAAGAAUUGUCACAAUGUGGUUGUAUUCUUGAUCUCAUCAGUCGGAACAUAAUCUAAAUAAUAUCACUUUGUUCAAUUACUUUACAAGCUGUAUUUGUAAAAAUAUUUAAUCAGAAUAUGUCAUGUGCCCCCUGUAGCACAAGCAUUUCAAUUAUUGGGAAUUGUUCUUUAUUCUGAAUUUAGGGGGUCAGGUCCUGGAGAGAGCUGCAGUGUUUUGUUUUGUUUUUUUGUUUGUUUUUUUUGGUUUUUUUGGUCAUCUACCAGGCCUUGAAACAAAGUGUCUGGACUGUAGCCAGUGACUUUAAGUGCUGGAAAGUAAGCAAACUGAACUUCCAAGAUUUGAGUUUAAAGUCAAGCUGAAACAGAAGUUCAAGCAGCGUUAGCUUAUGACGUAUACUUGAGUUCAAAUGUCUCAAGAUCCCGAAAGAUCCUUUUAUCUCGAUACACACCCGCUGGUACACAGUGUAGAAUCUCCUAAAGUCUAAUUGUCCAGGAUGUGGGUGGGAAAAAACUUUGAAACUGCACUUUCACAAUUUUGUCCAUUUUUUGGAUUAUAUACUUUUAAGAUUCGUAUGGUUAUGAAAAAUCGAUUAAAUUGCGGAAAGUGAAUUUUGAUUUCAGCUUGUCUUUAAGAUCUGCUGUAUUUGUUACUUGGAUUGUCACAAUUGAUGCAAGAUGGCAAAUAUGGCAUUCAGGAUUGUGAUGGCUAAUACAUUUCAGAGAAUUAUUUCAUAAAUAUUUAUAUUUUCUGAACCAUCAUAGCAAUUUGAUGUUUUGGCAGGACAUGUAUUGAAUAUAUAUAUAUACUGAGUUUUCCAGGUUGAUUGCAUUUCAGAAGUUAAAACACAAAUGGAGCACCAAUUCAAUUAAUGGACAUCUGUCCUGUUUGUAUCCAGUGUGGAAUGGUCUCCUUGUGACUGCAUAAUGUGCAAAAUUAAAGUGCCUAUAUUUCAUUAAUAAA